AUGGCGAUUACUUUACCCCAAUUUGGCGCAACUCGUCUACGAUCAUACAUCCUCCGUUUACCUUUAUUCACGAGGUGUAUAAUAGCAAUCAUAUUCAUAUUAUGGCUUGUUAGUCUGCAGUCAGCUUGGGACCUCCAGAAAUGGGGUGGCUUGUACCCGAAUGAAAUUGGGUUACAGUCAAUGUACCGCACGAAUACCUUCCCAUUGAUACACAUGGGGUUCCUACAUAUGAUAAUGAACACUAUUGCUCUAACCCCAUUAUUGGAGAGAUUUGAGGCAGAAUAUGGGACAUUGACUACGUUGGCAUUGUUCAUGGGCCCUUUGUCGACGAUUCCUGCGUUAAUAUAUACAUUCGUGGAAAGGGGAAUCUUCCACAUGAACACAGGAGUGAUGGGUGCCAGCAUUUGGGUAUUUACUCUACUUGCAAUGGAGGCGAUCAAGACAUAUAAAACAAACCCAAACUUUGUAUUGGGAACAGUCCAUAUUCCAACAUGGACUACACCAAUUAUCCUUACACUAUUCAUAUCAUUCUUGAUACCACACACUAGCUUCCUUGGGCAUCUUUGCGGGCUUGUUUUUGGUUACGGAUGGGGCCUGGGCUAUCUCAAAUUCUUGGCUCCACCAGAGAAGAUUCUUAGAUGGAUUGAGGGCAAAAUGAAUCUCUUGGGACGAUUGCCACAUUACGUUUCGGUUGACCAAAAAACCUAUGGAAGAUAUGGAUUAUUACCUACUACUAACAAUCCUAUUAUCUCACCGGAAACAAAUAUUGCGCUAGGAUUCCCUGGCCAGGCACAGCGAUUGGGACCUUAG
Molecule: messenger RNA, 810 nt
Organism: Botrytis byssoidea
Lineage: Eukaryota; Fungi; Ascomycota; Leotiomycetes; Helotiales; Sclerotiniaceae
Exons: 5
Coding region: 1-810 (269 amino acids)
Cellular component (GO): membrane
Molecular function (GO): serine-type endopeptidase activity
Source: RefSeq, a predicted model, not a curated record